Molecule: messenger RNA, 1290 nt
Organism: Paramacrobiotus metropolitanus
Lineage: Eukaryota; Metazoa; Tardigrada; Eutardigrada; Parachela; Macrobiotidae
Exons: 4
Coding region: 403-747 (114 amino acids)
Source: RefSeq, a predicted model, not a curated record
UUUCGCACGCAGUACGAUUUUGAUGGUGUAUGACACUGCUGUAUGUUGCGAUCUAUACCAUCGUUUUAUGAGUAAAUCCAGAUUAAAUUUUGAUAAUUAUUUGGUACCGUAUUAUUACUUUUCUAGAAUUUGUUGAUUGCAAAAGUAUUUUCGUUGAUUUUUCUUUUUGGCUGGGUAUCGUAAAGAUAUAGACAACUCAUACUAGUCAUAAUUCUUAUUACCAAACUAUCAAUCCAAAAUUUUCGCAGUAAUUCAGAGCUGUAGCUGCAGUGUAGCAUAACUCUUGGACCUUGGAAUUUGUUGGAGAGUUUUUAUUUGGCACUGGCAGUGAGACGGAGCACCAAGUGACGAAACUAGCGAAUCUUUUCGUUGGUUUCUGUUGACCUUGGAAGAUUAUCAAAGAUGGAUGCUCCACCAACAUACGACGAAGCUAUCUUGGCCAAAGGCCAGAGUGGAAGCAACCCUUUGGUUGCGAAGCCCAUGGGGGCACCAGUUGGCCCACAUGCUCCUCCGUUUAACCCAUACUAUCCUCCGCCGCAGCCAGGUCCAGUUUACGCUGCGCCAGAAGCAGUCCCGCAGUCAUACCAGCAACCGCAGAUGGUUACCGUCACCAUGGUCCCAACCACUACCAGAACGGUCAUUGUUGAGAAGCAUUCCAGUGUUAAUCAUUGUCUGCACUGCCUCAUCACGCUGAUCUUUUGGCCGUGGAUUUUUGUGUGGAUAUUUUUGUGCUUGGUGUCGGAGUAAUCGGAUUUCUCGAAGAUCGUCCUUUUUUCCCUCGGCAAAAUUUUCAUCCGGACGGAGCUUUGGCGGAGCUGGCUUUCCUCAUGGUUUUAAAUUUAAAAUCAACUUUCGACGCGCGCAUCGUUUCUCAGUUCGCAUGGUCAUGGAAGUUUAUGCGUAUUCUUAGGUUUUUUGGAUCUGGCAGAUUUUUAUCCACAUCCGCUGAUGCGGGAUUAAUAGCUUGCAGUCUUCGCUGCUUCUCUAAUUGUAAAUUACACCGCUACUCUCUUUCUUAAUUAAUAGUUCUUGCUAUACCAAACUGCAGCCGCACAUUUGACCUUCUGUUAUUGGUUUUCUUGGGUGUGGGACUUGGAAGUGUAACGGUGACAUUUGAUUCCUCAUUGCGAAGUACAUCCGCUUAACGUCGAGUUACCUGUUAUUAGAAUGUUAGCAUUGCCUUAACAAGGAGCUUAUUUAAAUAUAUUGGUUGUGAUAAAACCGUCUACAGUCUGUACAAGGUUGUGAAUACGUUAUUAUCGCUAAAUAUUAAAACGCCGUUGACCAUGA